AGUACGCUCGUCGCAGGCGCGAGUCUCGUCACGACACACGCGCGUUUCUCGUUUCCCUCUGUCAAUUCUUCCCCACUUUCCUCACUUCUCGGUAUGCGGUAAGAACGAACAUCUUUCAAUCCCGAAAGUAGCAGAUCUCCAUCCGAAAAUCUGAUGUUUCUCUUAAAAAAAAUAAAACGCCGAUAAAAGGGGGGAUUCGGAAGAUAGAACGAAGGGAAAGGUCUUAUUCGCUUGUUUCGGGACUACGCGGUCCCUCCACUUUUCCUACUUUCGUCUCACGACUGUCGUCCUUGAAUAAUGCCAAUCCUUACGGUGUUGUGUCCGGUGAAAAGCACGCAAGGAUAACUGCUCGUAGUCGUUUCGUCAUCCCUCCGCAUCCUCGCGAUGUUCACCCACCUUUUGAUAUCCGCUGCCGCGAUCUCAUGUCGUAUUUAGCGAUUUUACACUUGUGAUUCUGUGUCGUGAUAUGAAAAUUCGUUAUUUUGGUGUUCGGGAGUGAGUUAAGGCGGGUGCGCGCGCCCCGCGCCUAUUAGUGUGUGCUCUCUUAACGUGGCCGUGAUUAUAAUCGCAGCGGCGUGCAUGUACACCUGUUGGAAACGCUGCGCUCUCCAUUUAGUGCCUUUUUUUUCUUUCGUUUUUGUGAACUUCUCUUCGCCCCGCAAGAAUCCCGGAACAACGCUACAUCCAGUAUGAAUACAUACGAUGCGUGAUUGUAUUGUAAACAUACACGAGUAUAUCUACGCGUAUGGGGACGCGCAUGUUUUCACAUCGAAAUAAAAACGAAAGGAUUGCAACGGCGUGCUGCAUUGUUGACUCUUGCAAAGUUUUUCGCUUCGACGAAUUUCCAACCAGAUUUCACAGCAUUACCGCUCCAGCGCACAACUGCCGGGAUCUUGGUGCAGCGGUAUAGGAUUCUAUCCCGCGUGGGCGGACAGGCGCGCGCGCGCGCGUGUGUGCGUACCUGGGUGUAACUGUGUUCAUCGGGUUUGCCGGGAUAGUGGGCUGGCGGCGGGGGAGGGAGCGGUAUAUCGAAGCGCGUCAGAACCGAGGCGACCCCCGGCGAGCGAAAGAAGAAGAGGAAGAAGAAGAAGAAGGAGAAGAAGAAACAGAAGCAGAAGCAGACAAUUCGAAACCGAAAAAGCUCGUCUUCAGGAAGUUAAACCAGAGCCAACGAGUCGAGCGAGACUCGGGCCAGAACUCUAGAAAGGAAAAUCGUCUCGCUGCUCUUCCCGACUCCUUUAUUCAGGGGAAAUUAAGCGACCUCUCGUGUCCGAGUUCGCAUGAGCGCGCACACCCGCACGCGGGGAACAAUGCUCGUCUGAAAUUCUGUCCACAUAUCAAGGAUCGAUCAGCUACACACCUUACGCGAUAUACAUAUAAAUACGUUGUAUACUACAAUGCUCGAAUAUAUACAGGUCGUUGGAAGGAACAAUGGUCGCAGGUACUCUCGCAUUUACGCACGCCGGAAUCGCAAUAAAUCGUAAUAUCGAAAGAACAUCGACGUCCUACCGGAGGAGAUACUCCGAUUCGAAUAGUUGCCAAUUUGUCGCGACGCAAUCCAACUGCGCUUCGGGACACUCCUUUUUAUUCCGUUUCUCAUUGUUGCGUCUGACAUCUCGCGUCUCUCGAUUGGGAACGAAACGAUUCUUCAGUCACUACUCGGACGUUGGUGCGUCGCGGUGAUGAACGCGACUUAACGGUCAUGGGAAAGGACCCGUUUUAUCGACGAACGCUAUCUUCCUUUCGACGAUUUUUUCCGACUGCUUAGAUCGAGCCUCGGACCUCGUUAACUGCGAAAUACUCGAGAAUAUUUAUCCCCCAGGUGUAUUGUCGAGACGAAGCCACGCUCCGCUACUUCCUAUAGCCCGGACGCGAAAGCGACCGCGGGGAGCUUUUCCGUUAGCUCCAAGACCGACACAAAGUGUCGAAAGUGAGCUUUGACUCCGGGACUAAAACUCUUUGACUUUGAGACCGUUCGACCGAUUAAAAAGUCGAGUAAAAAUAACGCUGGGGAAGGACGAGCGGCAACGAGGAUGAAAGUUGUCGCGGUCCCGGUUAAGCGGGCGGUGAAGAGCGCAGUUAUAUAAAAGUUUCACAUUUUUUCGUGUCCUCCUGAUUUUCCUGUAUAUUUAUAGGAUAUCGCACCCACGAAUAUAUGCACGCGACAUAUAUUCGUCUACGUGUGCAUUGUUCGGUGAGAUAUUCGAGUGCGCGAGUGUGUUCGGUGUGCAAUCGGGUGCUUUUAUACACCGAGAAGAAAAUACGCGCUCGUGAUAACGCGAGUGCCCGUCGACUUACUGAAGCGUCGUUCAAGUCGGUUGAAGUGAUGCUGUGAUGGGGCGCGACUCGAGUCUCUUCUUUCUAACCACCACGACCCUCGUGGGCACUCUACUCAUCGUCGCAUUAUUCAUCGACAAUGUCGCCGGAACUCGUUUGCGGCAACAUGUUAAUCCCACCGACUCGUCGAGGGGAGGUAGCGUGAAUGAAGCCGGUCUGUUCGCACUUCGAGGACGUCAAGAGGGCAAUCGAAGGGCUCGUAGAACGACGACGACUACGUCGACAAGUACGACAACGUCUAAUUCGGGAACAACAACACCAGCAACGACGAGAACACCUUGGCAAAGUGUGCCAACGAGACGAGAUCUGGCCACUACGACGUUAACUUCAGUCACGACAAGAGCGAUCGUUCAGCCAGCGGCGCUUUUGGCGGCGCCCAACGAUCAGACUUGGCCUUCCAGUAGUUCACCAUCGAGCUCAUCAUCCUCCUCCUCGAAUUAUCCGAGCUCGUUGUUCCUCCUACCCUCGCAGAAUCCACCGAUCGAGAUAGUCGUCAAACCUCAGGGCAAGGUCGUUCUGCCAUGCGAACUCGAGGGCAACUACACAAGAAUUCUCCAACCACUAUCAAGGAGUUACAGGAUACGACCAGCGAAAUGGCUUCACGACGGAAAGCCCGUCGACAUGAUAACGAUAGACACGCGAACGGAGAUGAGCGGGACUGGACAUCGUUACAUCGGUGACUCAUCCACAGCAGCUUUGCACAUAGACAGUGUAAGGCUCGAGGACGAUGGUAUUUGGACGUGUACCCUCGAAGACGAUCGGUCCGACGAUUACAGCGGGAGGCCAAUCAGGCUAGUCGUCCUAGAUGCUCCACAUGGGACUUACCUGCUGAUAGACGGCAGGCGCUUGGAUCCCGGUAAUCAAUUUGUCCCCGUUAAGGAAGGCUCUGACUUGACACUUGAGUGCGCCGCCGAGGGUGGCAAUCCACCUCCGAUUCUGACCUGGGGCAUGAUACUGUCACAAGCGACGUUAGAUGGCCCGGAGCAACCGCCGGACAAUCUCACUGUGCUACCAUCACCGCAGAAUGGUCGCAGCGGAGCUCAUCUCAAGGUGUUACGGGGACACCACAAUGCCACCAUCACAUGCACCGCACGGCAUAUCACGCUCCCGAUACCGAUGAAUGCCAGUAUAUUGCUCGACGUUCAAUAUACUCCUUCAUUCGUGAUAACACGCUUACCUGGCUUCGGGAUACCGAUUGUCGAGGGAAUGUCCGUCAGUGUAAAAUGCGAGGUGGACAGCAAUCCAUCGAGUGCACCGAUAUGGCGGCGUGACGAUGCGCCACCGCCUGUCGAACAGAGCGAAGGGGGUUGGUUGAAUUUUACAAAAAUAACACGUGCCGAGAGCGGAUGGUACAAGUGUUUUACUCGUCAUACACUUGGCAGCUUCUCCAGCAUCGGAUAUUUUCUUAAUGUUCGCUAUAAUCCAGAUAUGGAGACCGAAGCGGAAGCUCUCAAUGGCGAGGCAAUGGACUCACGGAAAAUGGAGGUCCAGAUUGGUGGUGCCGUCACGCUCGAAUGCGAUGGUGGUUGCUGGGGACACGGCCCUCGUAUGGAUCCCGUCGGCGGACCUGGAUCACUUACUUUGAGUCGGGUCGUUUAUCAGGAUGCGGGUGAAUAUCGUUGCGUUGCGCCUGACAGAAAAAUGCAGGGUACGUGGCGAGCUCAGUUGCCGUAUCAUCUAAAAGUCACUGGACAGCCAAUGGUUCACCCAGUGUCACAGACGGUCACGGCGAACGAGGGCCAGUCCCUCGAGAUAAUAGUGGAAUUUUGUUCUGUGCCGGCCUACACAAGAGUCAUUUGGCUCUCAUGGGAGAAGGUGUACGUGCCUGGUGCUGACGUCACGUCUGACGGAGUUUUCGCUACUCCCAUACUGGACGCGGAGACCGAGGCGUGUUAUCGAAGCACAUUGCGUCUUGAGAACGUCCAAUGGUCGCAUGCUGGUGAAUGGAUGUUCCUGGUAAGAUCACCAAACGGUAUUGCGGACGCCGGGGUGAUAUUGAACGUAGCGAAGGCUUCCGGUUACAGCGACGCUGAUAAACGUGCGCCAACUUUGGCGAACGUAUUUUUAUGCCUUACGGCCUUAUGGCUCUGGACGAUCGUGCCCAUCUCGGCCGAUGCGAGACGACGAGACCAGAUAAAUCGCUGACUCGAACUUCGAAACCCGAACUUUCGUUCGGUCAUUCGUUUGAUUAAUGAAAUAGUUGAGUAUACAUACAAAUACAUAAUUAUGCACUCUUUUCUGAAAUACAAAUUUGAAGGAUCGUGAAGGCACGAGAAGAAAAAUAAAUUCAAGAGUUAGGUAAACACUUAUAUUUUUCUUUCUCUGUGCGAUUCGUAAUUAUUGCAGAAAUUUAUGAGUAACUUUACAACCAAAGGAGUGAGAAAAAAUAACACUCCGAUGAGAGCGCGUUGAAUACUCCUGCAGAAAUUCAUUCCGGCACUGUCCGGAUGCAAUUAAAUAUUUCUAUUGAUUUAGGGCCACGCUCGUUUUUAUAUGAAGAUAAUUGAGUGGCUUAAGUAAAUAUCAUUUGUGAGAGAGCUGAUGGUAUAAUUAAGCGGAAAAAUGAUCAAACGAAACGGAAGUAGCGGCAAAAAGAAAAAUACUGUGUAGGGGAAACGAGAAUUUUUGUAAAAAUGGUAACGAGCCUCUGGCGUUAAAAUACUCUUCAUGUUCAUCAGCUAAAAUCAUAUAACAUUACUUUUUUAGCGACGAAAUAAUAUGUGUUCGAAUAGCGAUUUUAAAUUCUACUGCAUAUUUGCUAGUUUUUUUAUCGAAUGAAAAUUUCUGUCAACAAUAUUGGUUCACCUGCCAAGAGUGAAAAUAAUUCGGGCCUUUUAUAAAUUGUUGCAACAUUGAUUUCCUACAAGUGUCGAUUUUGAGAGGGGAACAUCGAAUCCACUUUUCAGACUCUCAGGCCUCUGACCCAAUGAAAAUCUACACGUGUACGCUCUACUAUGAAAUUAUACUGGAUAUAAAUGUAAUCUGGUCAGUGUGUAAAUAAUUGUAUAGAUCAUUUUGCGUGACGCGAUGAUGGCAUGGAGUGGUUUGUAUGAUCGGAUAAAUUGUCCUAAUAUCAAUACGGCGAUACGAUAAUAGCGACCAAUUAUAAUUUUUUCUUGUAUUUAAGGACGUUACGAAUAUGUUUCAGGCCAGAAACCGAUCGAUCAUUGAUUCCUGCGAGAUUGAGAAUCGGCGCGAAGAGUCUAAGAUUUGCAUGAAUCCAUUUAGAUUUCAUUCGUGUGUGGUAGUUCCAAAAUUCCGAAAACGUAUUAUUUUCGACUCGGAGUAUGACUGUAAAGCAUCCGAAUAGCGACAGGCUGCAUCCGCUUCGAAAUAAUGGAUCUGAAAAAAAAACCAUCGUACUAUAGGUGAAAAAGUGGUGAAAUGGUGACAAAUCUUCAUUUGAAAAUUCGAAAAAUUUUUGAAAAACCAAAUUAUCGCGUUUGGCAAGUGACUUUUUUGCACUGAGGCCUCUCGCUAACGGGUGACAGAACGCCUUUAGACGGUAUUCCAAAAAUAAUCAUACGACUAAAUAUUCGCAAAUUUAAUAUUCAAACUGAGAAAAGAAUAAAAAACGUUCAUUGAAAUCUCAUGUAAUUUAAUAACCGAGGAAUAGAGAGCGAAAGUUUUUUCUUGCGCUGCCAAAGUACGAGUCUUCUGAAUAAUUUGAUGCGAAAUAAAAAAAUAAAAAAAAAACAAAUAUUCUACCAAUCUAAACGAAUCAAUUGAUACGAAAUUGUUGGACAUUAAUUUUAGGUCGAGUAGAUUUGUAACAUGUAUAUAGUAUAAAUGUAAAGGUUUUUUGGCUGUUGUGUACUCCGUAUGACGAAUUAUACACAGUAAUAAUGUUAGAGAUAUAUUUAUUAUUUGUUGAUAUAUUUUUAUAAAGUAUCAUUUAGCCAUAAUUUCUUAUUAGCCUCUCUCCUCCCCCCACAUCAUGAAUAUAACUAUACAUAUAUAUAUAUAUACAAAUAUACAAACUGAAUUACAAACAGUGAGUAAGGAAAUUACAUUCGCCCGUUGAAUCCGAAUUUAUCAAAAUUUCUAUCGCAAUUACUUCGUCUCAAAACUUGGGUUCUGUUUGCUUUUUAAUCUGUUGUAAAAAUAUCUCAUCGAUUCUUAACGAUUGUCCACUAUUUUUGUGAGCUUUUCUCAAGUAUCAGUUAAUUUGAGACUGGAAAGAGUAGGCGUGAAGAGUUGAAAUGGUUGAAUGAAUAGAGUUUUUGUUUUCAUUUGAAUGAAAAUCGUACAUUUGUAUGGCGCUCGUGAGGCUUGAAUAACUUUCGAUUUUCAUUUGACUCAAAAUAUGUUAGUAUUUUAAUACAUAUUACAAUAUAUUCGUUAUCGUUAUAUCAUUGUACAAUAUAGGUACAAUAAUGCAUUUCGAUUGCAUAACCGAAAAACCACAGGAUAAACAGUUCCAUCGUAACCUGUACAUCCGCUUGAUUAAUUUAGAUCGGCAUCGAUUGAUAGCGAAAGUUGUUCGAGUCUGCAGAAAGCUCCUACGGAUAAAUCGUUUUCACGAUAUUUCACCCGGCCAAAUAUUUGUAUCUUGUGAAAAACAGAGCAAAGGAAAACUACUUUAGUUCAGCCUUGAAAGCGGUUGUCUUCUGUCACCUAAUCUUUUCCUCGAAAAUAACUUGGAACGAAUAUUAAUAGGAAAUACAGGUCGUAACGAUCGUUACAACGUGCGACGAUAAUAAAACUGACGAGAUGUAAAAAAAAUGAGAUAAAUGAUGGAAAAUAAAGUGCGAGAAAAGCGCGAAAAUGAAAAAGGGAAGAAAGCCCUUCCAGGAAUCAACGUGACCUAAAGGGAGUGUCAAAGAUUUGCGAAUGUAAAUCGAUCGGUGUACGUAAAGCAAAGAUGGCUCUUAUUAAAUGUUAAGUCGACGAUUACGAGAGGCGAGAACGAAGGGGGAGACAGAAUAAUAAGUGGAAAGUCAAUUUGUAAGUAGAAGAAAAUAAAGCAAAGGCGAGUGCGUCGAAAACGUAAGAAUCGCUCGAUGCAACAGAAACGAACGAUUAAUAUCGAAUGGAAAAAUAUUGAAGGAGGAAAAAUCGAUAUUUCUCUCGAUACACGAUAAAAAAAAUCUUUUAUUAUUCCCCCUUGCGACUUAACGAAUGUGAUGCAUCUACCGAACAAUAGUAGUAACCGUGCUAUAUAUUAUUUAUAUUUAUAUAUAUAUACAUUAUAUAUCGCGUAAUAUAUUAUAACAUUAUAUAAUGUAUUAAUAAAAUAUAUAAUAUAUAUGCAUAUAUGUAUAUAUAAAUGUUACGAUAAUAAUUAAUGAAUUUCCUAGAGAAACUAGGGCCAAAACAGCGGGAAAAGUAUCUCGGACGGACGGUUAAAUAUUGUGAAAAUAAAUAAUAACCCCAUGAUACCGUCGACGAUAUUGUAAAAAAAAGUGAAAUACAAAAGUAUAUAUACGUAUAUAUUAAUGAAAAAACAACACCCACACACACAAAAAACAUAAAAGUAAACGACAAAAGAAAAAAACGAAUGUAUAAAAAUAAAUAUAAAAAUGCCAAUUCGGCGAUCGCGAAGCACAAAACGAGGAGGCGAUCAGAUGCAAUUUUUCCACUGAUGGAAAACUUCUCGGCGUGAAUCGAGCUUAUUCGUCGGUCGGCCAUUUCAUCACGUAGUAAGACACACACAGACACAUACGAGACACGUACACAAAAAUUUCCCAUCUCGCGUGAAAAGAGAUGGGAUCAUGUGUGGAAAAAGAAAAGAAAGAAAAUGAUGAAAAAUGCGAAUGCGAGAUGUAACUGAUAUGCGACACCUGUCAACCAAAAUAACUGUACGUUCGAAUCGAGAAAAGAUGUCUUUGGUAAGUGUUAACGAUGCGGGGAUACAAAUAACGUCCAUCUGUGUAUACUGAAUGAUUCUUUUCGCGCAAAUAAAGGCUCGCCAAUUUACUUUUA
This is a messenger RNA of Venturia canescens, 8262 nucleotides long. RefSeq names its product teiresias (gene tei). NCBI's taxonomy places the organism in Eukaryota, Metazoa, Arthropoda, Insecta, Hymenoptera, Ichneumonidae. The coding region runs from base 2335 to 4482 and encodes 715 amino acids. Gene Ontology annotation, cellular component: cell-cell junction; plasma membrane. The transcript is spliced from 11 exons. Gene Ontology annotation, biological process: cell-cell adhesion. The record is from RefSeq and is a predicted model, not a curated record. Gene Ontology annotation, molecular function: cell adhesion molecule binding.